Molecule: messenger RNA, 634 nt
Organism: Alosa alosa (allis shad)
Lineage: Eukaryota; Metazoa; Chordata; Actinopteri; Clupeiformes; Clupeidae
Product: C-X-C motif chemokine 11-6-like
Exons: 4
Coding region: 49-369 (106 amino acids)
Biological process (GO): neutrophil chemotaxis; cellular response to lipopolysaccharide; chemokine-mediated signaling pathway
Cellular component (GO): extracellular region
Molecular function (GO): chemokine activity; CXCR chemokine receptor binding
Source: RefSeq, a predicted model, not a curated record
CAGGACCAGGACCAGCACCAGAGCUGAAGAGAACAUCUAGUCUGCACCAUGAAGUUCGCAGUGUUUGUUUUUCUUGCAUGUCUGCUCUGUGUAGCCGUAACAGGUCAGCGGGAGUCUAAGGGCCGGUGUCGGUGCCAGGGUAAAGGAGUGAGAUUUGUUCCCCAACAAAAGAUCCAGACGUUGACCAUGUACACACCAGACCAGUCGUGUUCAAACAUAGAGAUCAUUGUCACUAUGAAGGGCAAUGGUGGGAAAAAGUGCAUCGAUCCAGAGUCUGAUAUUGCCAAGAAGUUCAUGGAAAAAGCUCAGGAAAAAAUGAGAGCAAAAAAGGCGGAUCCUACUGUCAUUCCAGAGUUGACUACCAUAUAACAUUACAUCAACGUUUUUCAAUGUUACAUCAAACAACACACUUUUUUAAUCAGAAUAAGAGGACAGCAUUUCAUCUCAUGCAUAUGCUUAAGGUGUAAAUACCAGUAGAAACUAGUCAGUUCAGGACAUGGAUUUUGUUCAGCUGCUAUACAAUUCCUUCUAAUUUAAAUCUUUACCACAAAUCACAUAAUUUGGUACUUACAAUAGAAAAUGCACAGAGAAUGUCUACCCAAAGGAAUGCACUGUAUCAUACUGUAUUAAAUAU